Messenger RNA from Aspergillus saccharolyticus JOP 1030-1, 1270 nucleotides. Its product is annotated as IPI1/TEX10 family protein. The record is from RefSeq and is a predicted model, not a curated record. Gene Ontology annotation, cellular component: nucleus. Gene Ontology annotation, biological process: rRNA processing. The transcript is spliced from 3 exons. Lineage: Eukaryota; Fungi; Ascomycota; Eurotiomycetes; Eurotiales; Aspergillaceae. Bases 85 to 1158 code for a protein of 357 amino acids.
CCUCGACCAGCACCAACACGUGCUCCAAACCAAUUCCCUCUCAAAUAUUCCCUUAAUAGUAAUUCCCCCCUCGUAUUCAGCACAAUGGGCUCCAGUGCCAAGAAGAAGAAGGAGAAACAGAAGGAUUUUCAGAAAGCCAAACUCAAAGUCGGCAAAGCCAAAGCCAAGCCCGACAACUUCACCGACACCAGCUUCAAAGCGAAAAGCAUAACCCUAACGCAACAAUCCCUCACACUCUCCGCACCGACAUCCGCCACGCAAUUCACGCAUCAUGUCUCCCUUCUUAACUCCAAAUCCGACACUCAGCGGCGCGACUCCCUCGCCCACUUGACCACUCACCUCGCCAACAGCCGCCCCGGCGGCAGCCCGCCCCCGCAGCCGGUAAGUACGCUGCUCCAAACGCUCUCCCCGCUCAUCCUGGACGGCAACACGGGCGUGCGCACCCAGCUGCUCAAGCUGUUCCGCGCGCUUCCGCCCCGCGACGUCGAGGACCACGUCGCCCAGCUGCUCCCGUUCAUCCGCGCGGGGAUGACGCAUCUGGCCGCGGAUAUCCGUGUCACCGCGGUGGAGGUGCUGGCGUGGUUGGUGGAGGUGGCCGGCGUAGAGGUCGUCGGGUGUGCCGGCGGCUGGAUCAAGACGCUCAACUGCUUUUUGAGCGUGCUCGGCUGGCAUACGGAGGAGUCGUCCAAGUGGUCAGCCUCAAGAGCGGCGUUCGGGAAGUCCGGGAGUCAGGGGAAGCCGAUGGUUAAGGUGCUGGGGGUGUUGGCGGAGUUCUUAGAUGUGGGGAUCGGUAUGUCCGGAAAUGAAGACGGGGAUGUGGUUAUGGGGUGGACGGAAGAGAAUCGGGGUCAGGCUGGGGCAGGGGUCGGGAACUCGGAGUUCCCACUUGCGCAGGUUGAGGCCCAUCUCAUUCCCAAGACGGCGCAGCCGUAUGUCUAUCUCAAUCUGUUUGGGCAGCCCAGGGAUGAGGAAGGGGAGAUGUAUGAGACGAGGGAGGAUCGGUUCCGCGUUUUUGCCGCGCGAUUCCUCAAGGCGGUUGAGCGCGGGGUGGAGAGCGCAAGGCAGGAUGGCGGCGAGGUUGGGAGGGCUUCGUCGGCUGUCAGUAAAGUUCUUAAGGAGGCGAUGGCUUAUGCGCGGGGGGCUGGCUUGGAGGUGUAGUUUUGCUUCCGGUCUGGUUCUAUAACCCUUGUGAUGCGGGCGUUUCUUGUGGGGUUUUAUAGCAUAAAAAUUGGCUUUUCUUUCUGGUUUGCUUCUCUCGAUUUGAUGAACG